CAGCAAACCGCCCGCAAGUCGACAGGAGGCAAGGCUCCUCGCAAACAACUCGCUACCAAGCAGACUAGAAAGAGCAUUGCGGCUAGUGUGAAGAAGCCUCAUCGCUUCAGACCUGGCACAGUCGCCCUCCGUGAAAUCAGGAGGUACCAGAAAUCCACCGAGCUGCUCAUCCGCAAGCUCCCCUUCCAGAGGCUCGUGCGCGAGAUUGCCCAGGACUUCAAGACCGAUCUUCGCUUCCAGUCGUCCGCUGUUCUUGCCCUGCAAGAGGCUAGCGAGGCUUAUCUAGUAUCUCUCUUUGAGGAUACCAAUCUGGCUGCCAUUCACGCCAAGAGGGUCACCAUUCAGCCCAAAGAUCUCGCUCUCGCACGCCGUCUCCGGGGCGAACGUUCCUAA
Suillus fuscotomentosus is the source of this 393-nucleotide messenger RNA. RefSeq names its product histone H3. Gene Ontology annotation, molecular function: DNA binding; structural constituent of chromatin; protein heterodimerization activity. The annotation marks the transcript as partial. The record is from RefSeq and is a predicted model, not a curated record. Gene Ontology annotation, cellular component: nucleosome. NCBI's taxonomy places the organism in Eukaryota, Fungi, Basidiomycota, Agaricomycetes, Boletales, Suillaceae. The transcript is spliced from 5 exons.